Chelmon rostratus (copperband butterflyfish) is the source of this 6582-nucleotide messenger RNA. RefSeq names its product Rho guanine nucleotide exchange factor (GEF) 37 (gene arhgef37). The coding region runs from base 437 to 2779 and encodes 780 amino acids. The record is from RefSeq and is a predicted model, not a curated record. Gene Ontology annotation, molecular function: protein binding; guanyl-nucleotide exchange factor activity. NCBI's taxonomy places the organism in Eukaryota, Metazoa, Chordata, Actinopteri, Chaetodontiformes, Chaetodontidae. The transcript has 16 exons.
CCAGACUGACCGCAUGAUCCCGCAACCUUAAACCAAACGAGGCUUUUUAUCGCUGCUCGGCAGUUUGCUGCCAACGAGAUUCUGUUGUUUAAAAAUCCUCCGACACAUGUGUCCACCGACUGAUACAGGUGACAGCAAGAUUGGAAGAGGAUGGGCCGUCCCGCGGUGCUUUUGUUUCCUGUGAGAGGAAAACUUCAAUCACUUCGACACUCAGUCCUCACUGGUCCGUUUAGUGUUUCAUGAAACCUCUCCAAGUGUCGUCUGAUUGGGCCUUAAUUCCGCUGUGAAGACUCGCCAGCCAAUCGGCAUCUUCCUGGUGCAGCAGCGUCUCUGCAGCAGAUUUCUGCUUCACUUGGGACGAGACAGACAGAGAGAGAGAGGGGACAUCGAGAUUCACCACAGCUAAAUCAGGGAUUCUGCACAAGUGAUCUCUAGCAUGGAGGUGCCCAGGAGGCCUCAGCCCUCCUCCUUCACACUGCCUCUCCCUAAACCGGCCUCGUCUGCUCGGUCUCCCCUCGGAGCUGUGGAGAAGGUCGCCAGGAAAGACUCAAUGAAAGAGAAACUCCAGGAGACGAGGGAUGGAGCCGCGGAGGGAGAUCAGUUUGAAGACGAGGCGUUCGGUACAGAGGAGGAGUCGGUUGUGUUUGAAGAGGCCUCAGAACUAGAACAUACAAACGCUCCCACAGUACUCUCCUCACAGGGUGGUUUCUCAGAGGAGAGCUCAGUGUCUGAGGAGAGGCUGGCAGAGGAGGAGAAGGAGGCCAAAAAGAAGUCCGAAGAAGAGGAAGCGGCAGCUAAAGAGAGGGCAGCACAGAGACAACAGCUGGCCAUAGAGGAGCUGGUCCAGUCUGAGAGGAACUACCUUCGACUGCUGCAAGUCAGCACGGUGACCAUCAGGACCAACCUGCAGAAACUACAGCCGCCUCCAGCCAACCUGGACAGCAUGUUUCUCUACAUAGAAGAUGUGAUUGACGUGUCAAGUCGACUCCUCAGCCUGCUGGACCAGAAGCUGGUUCAGCCUGGAGACCCUCUCUUCCUGGAGACACUCUGUGAUUCAUUCCUCAGCCUGUCGUCUGACCUGGAAGCAGCCUACAGGGAAUACCUGGCCAACUACAACAACGUCACGGUGGUGGAGAACAGCUACAAACAGAAGGAGGCACUUUGGAACGAGAUCGUGCGAGUCAUCAAGACCUCAGCGCCUGAAGUAAACGCCACCUCUCUGAGUUUCUUCUUGGUGAUGCCGGUGCAGCGGAUCGCCCGCUACCCCCUCCUCCUGCAGACCAUCCAGAAACACACGGACAGAAGUCACCCAGCUUAUGACCUUCUGGAGCAGACUGCUCACACCUCCAUCGCCUUGAACUGUCGCAUCAAUGAAUACAAACGCUUCAGAGAAGUUGCUGACAAAUACAAGAAGACAGAAGCCCUGACCAUAAAGGACAAGAUCAACCGCCUCAACACCCACAGCAUCGCAAAGAAGACAGCGAGGCUCAGCCAGCACAUCAAACAUGAGACUGGAAUAGCUCCUAAGCUGGUGGAUGGGGAGUUUGACGCCCUGGAAGGUUUCUUUUAUGUUCUGGAGCACGGGAUCCUGGAGCUGCUUGAGAACGUGGAGACGUACCUGCACCACCUACAGGGGUUCCUGGCCUGCAAAACAGAGGAGUUUGAUUUUGAUAUGGAUGGAGAGAAAGCACCUAUUUGCUACAAGGAGAUCACCACAGCUCUCAGACAGUGGAUUCUUCCUUCAUUUGAGAAGAGGAUGAGGACGUUAAUCCACAAGCCGCUGUGCGCGCUCCGUGACCUCCUGGUGGGCCCGAGGAACCUGAUCAGGAAAAGGCUGGACAAGCUGCUCGACUAUGAAGUGAUUUGUGACAAGUCCAGUCUGAGCUAUGACGAACAGGCUGUGGCCAACACGUACAGAACAAUCAACACGUUGCUCCUCAAUGAGCUCCCUCAGUUCAACGGCCUGGCUCUGCAGAUGAUCUGGAGCAUGUUGGGGACGUUCAGCUGUCUGCAUAAAGACCUCGCCUCAGACAUGGAGCAGCUGUUCCAGAGCUUCGCGCAACAGCUCCCUCACAGCUCUAUCAGCCCCAGUGCAUUCUGGGGGUGGGCGGAGUCUGCAGUGCUGGAAGGAGCGAGGAGGCUGGAGACUUUGUGUCGAAGUGUGGAGGACACGCUCAAUGCGCCUGUUGUCCAGCCUCUGAGUCCGUCGUCUCAGCGCCGUCUGAAGCAGCUAACGGAUAAGCACGGUUCUGGAAAGAUCUACCAGGUGACGGGGACGGUGGUGGGCAGCCGGGACCUGGACCUGAACCUGGCCAAAGGGGAGCUGGUGGCCAUCAUCAGUGAGGCAGACAGUCGAGGAGACAAACGAAGGUGGCUGGUCGACGCGGGAGGCAGAAGAGGAUACGCUCCUUCCUCCAAGCUGCUUCGUUAUCACCAGCCAACAGAGGACCCGCCCCCUUCGCCACACCUGACCGUGCCCGAGGGCGUGACAGGAAUCAGGAGGCACUCCUACACCCCGGAGGCCCGGCCGCUGACAGUCAUGAGCCAGCCUUGCUUCCAGGUGAUUGCAGCCUAUGACUUCGCAGCGAGAGGAAACCACGAAGUCUCUGUUCGAGCCGGCGAGCCCGUUCGUGUACUGGAGCCCCAUGACAAACGAGGGAACCCUGAGUGGAGUCUGGUGGAGGCGAGGGGUGGGCAGAGAGGCUACGUGCCCUCCAACUACCUCACAAUCAUGCCAGUGGGACCUGGGCCACCCGGCUCAUUCCGGCCCUACUGCUAGGAGGGGCGGAAGGAGAGACUGCAGCUUGCACAGUAUGACGGGGUUUCACCAGUUCUGUCUUUUCGAAGGCUUACAGCACGACUGCUGGAAUAAGGCUCCACCUGCUUCUCAAACAGUAGCAUGUAUCUACAAAGUGACCAUCAGUGUCAAAAUCAGUGUUUUUAAACAGACAUUAGAGCCGUGAAAUACUGUGGUGUGGUGGCCACAGUGUUAGCCAAGUUCUGUUGACUACUUCUUUUCAAUCUUAUAGCUUGAAUUUUUGAAAAGCUUGAAAGCUUGAAAAUGUAACUUUUUCUUGCUUUUCCUUCACACUUCCUGUGCAGUUCAGUGCAAUAAGACUUUCAAAGUUGCAAGGAAGGGAAAGUAAAGUCAAGUCUAAACAGUUUUAUUUCUAUAGUCCGAAAUCGUAAAUUUGCCUCAAAUGGCCUUACAGUCAUUGCAGGAUACUGCGCUUACAAAGUCAGGGCUUAUUGUCUUCUUUUAGGCCAUUUCUGCACUAACUAAUUUGGAAAUUAAGCUUUUUUUCCACCCAAACUAAAAAUGUUUCUUUUCAAAAGUGCUCUCAAAAGCGUCACAUGAAGGUGCGGACGAACAAAUUCAAGACAUCUGACUGUAAUGUCACUCAAACUCCAGCUCAAGAUCAAAGAAUGACUUGACGGUGCAGCAGCGUGAAAACGACAGAAACCUCAAAGCAUUUAUACGUUCAGUGUGGACGGUAAACCGGAUAUACAACCUCUGAUACAUCCACUGUGGGCUGGCUCCUGUUUAUAUGUGUGACCCACCGGAUCUAAUGAAGGAAGCUGCAGCCCUGGUGCUGGUGGUCUUAUGGUGUCUUGCUCGUGAGCACUGACAGGACAGAUGCUGCUGGGAUGGAAUUUCACUCUGCGUCCUAAGGCUGAAGGACACACUUGAAGUUGCACUGCAAAUUUUUUUGUGGCCGUUGUUACAAAGCACCGGAAGACGAUGGGCGAACGGGAGUCACCUGAGCUGUUUGAGAAGAGGGAGGCUGACUCAUAUCCCAUGAUCCUCAGCGUGACAAAUGGACGCUUGAACUGAAAGCGAUAGACUGCAUGUUCUCGGUUAAGUAUGCGUGUGUUAGCGAGCUAACGGCAACACACUCAGAGAACAAAAAGUGUGUGUGUGUGCAUCUGUUUGAUAUGAAAUUGAGCUGACAGGUGUGUGUGUGUGUGCAUGUGUGUGUGUGUGUGUGUUGAGUCUCCUCCUCCUCACCUGGAGGCAGGAGCAGUACUGUAUCGGGACUGACAGGUACACAGCGCUCUCAUCAUCUCAGACUGUGUAAUGUGAUGUAAAUGUAAAAUGUCUCCAGGGCCGAGCGAGAGAGGAGGAGGAGGAGGAGGAGGCGUGAAGACAGAGGAAGGAACAGGGAGUAGACCUGAAGGAGUUGGAAGGGAAAUGGGAGGAACAGCAGGCAAGCAGCAGACUCAGCAGAGUUAUCCGUGUGGAUGUGUGUUUUCUCUCAGCCUCCUUCCUCUUCCCUCUCUAACCAGGAGCUGAUUUAGAUCCACUCCUCGUUACAGUACGAGACUAAACUGCCCCUUAAGGUCUUUGAUUUAAAAGGGUUUUAAACAGACGUAAAAUAGUAUAUGACUGAAGCGACCUCCUUCAGUAUUCAUGCACCUGAUGAUGCUUGUUGCCAUGGAUACCGUUCAAUCAAUGCAGGCCGUGUCUCCCCGUGGUAUUUCCUCAAGUUGGCUGGACUGUGAAAACACUCAGCGACAGCAGAAUUUAAUUGUUUUUGUCAGUUUGGUGAACGUUUGCUACUUCACUAUCUUCUUUUCUCGAGGUGCACAGACAACUGGAAGCACUCUGCACUGAACCCCCACCCAUGAUGUUGAGCUAUCUCAUAUCUGACAAACUAAUAGGCCGAAAAACGAGCCUCAUGUCUCAACACGGCAGCAUUAAAGGAAAAGACCAAACUGUACAAGCUGCUAAUGUGCAUCAUGUUGGAAAAGAGACGGAAAGAAAGACGCAUACUUCACUUAACGUUUCUUUGCAAUUGAGCCCCACCCCUUCACUUAAUGCUCCAAUCACAGCAGAACAACUUCUCUGGAGAAAAGUAAGACAGAAGCCCUCUUCAUGUCAUAUCAGAGUUAUCCUUUUACGAGAUUCGGCUCAUAAACAGCGUUCACACCAACAUUCAAGUUGUAAUUAAGACUCACCUCACCUCUUUUUCUGUAAUCCAAUUCCUAAUACAGACAUGCCUGAAAACCAAACAAGCCUAAAGGCCUCACACUGGCCAAAGUCCACUGUUCAAUAUCAUAAUAUCAAACCUUAAUUUAAUGGAUCUGGUGUAAUAAUGUCAGUGAACAGUGUUUUAAUCCUCUGUAAUCAUACAACCAUUUGCAAGUCAUGAUGGUGGGAGUUUUUCCCAUCUCAACCAUCUGUUCCAGAUGACAUGAACGCGGCACAAUGCCUCGUCAGAUUAGCAAGAUAUCAAGGACGUUUUAAAGAUUUGCCUCACAUGUGUGCGUAUGCUUGAUUUUAGCAUCGAUGGGCUAAAUGAAAUGUAAAGUGCUGGUGCAGCUCAACAUAAAACCAUCACAGAGAUUAACAUAAGCAUGUAAAGAUUAGGCUGUUUAGUCACUAAAUUGAUAUCUGGAUAAAGGCAUGGUCAGUGGGUUGUUGUUGCUAACACUGAGCCGUGUUCCACCGGUUUGUGCUGCAUCAGCUGCUGCGGAUGUGAAGCAGAGGGAGGCGGGCUGGGAUUCGGGGCUGCUCAGCUGGAGCUUAGCUGUUCCCAUCCGCCUGAAUGUCAGGACGGAGCAGAGCAGCAGGAGGGCCAGAGAGUGUGUGAGAUGCUACCAACAGACCAAAAUACCAAAUGUCCUCAAGGUUAUUAAGAUGGAGGGAAAAUAAAGAACAAACACUCCCACCUGACAGCAUUUUACCUGCUCUCACCUCCUCAAAGGCCACUUAAGGCUGAAGCAAAUUCAACCGGUAAAUGUUAAAACAGGUUAUGGCAAUAAAAUUUGCAUUUUAGGAUCUGUUGGCUGCUCAUUCAGUAUUUAGUAAUUAGUAUUUUUAAUUCCUAUAAUUGACAAACAGUGUGAAGCUGCUGUUGGCGAAGCUGCAUGCUGUAUUGUCUUAACUUGGCCAAAAACCUUGAUACUGUAAAAACUGAACUACUUCACUGCAGACUCCUGGAAAAGGUUGAGAGAUAUUCUGGUUAUAUAUGACCACGUGCAUGUUGCGAUGGGUGGAUGUUUUUAAAACUGGAUAGAGUUUAGGCUCAGCUUGAUGACACAGAGGAGUGUGUCUGCAGGAGAUUUUCAACUCUCCACCACAAGAGGGAGUCAGAGACUGAGACCGGUUGUGUUUGAUGAGAGAGCCUGAACUGGUGUGUGUGUGUGCAUGUGUGUGUGUGUGAGACCUCUUUACCGUCGGCAGUAUUAGUGCUUGCAUGAGAUCACAGCUUGAACAUAAUCCUGCACAUUCUGUUCAUAUUGUUCAUUUUUGUGAUUUUUCUAUUAACCAGCUGUCAAACAAAGUGAGGUGUAACAUUUUUAACCUGCGGAUGAUCUGGUUGUACACUGAGUCUGGACAGCAUUUCUGAUUAUAAUUUAUUGUUUUAUUACUGUGUUGGGUCGUGUUUCUUUCUUUUUUUUUAACUUAUUAGACGCCGCACGGCUCUGUGACUUGAGAUGAAUCGUCUUUGAAGUGUUGCCAAAGUUAUGAUGUUGAACUCGCUCACACACACACGUAUUCACGCAGCAGAUGGCAGAUGCAGCAGUAGUAUCUGUCAGGGCAGCUGUGAACUGACUGUGUGGCUUCAAUAAAACUGA